Molecule: messenger RNA, 4173 nt
Organism: Bathycoccus prasinos
Lineage: Eukaryota; Viridiplantae; Chlorophyta; Mamiellophyceae; Mamiellales; Bathycoccaceae
Exons: 1
Coding region: 1-4173 (1390 amino acids)
Source: RefSeq, a predicted model, not a curated record
AUGGUGAUCGAACCGGUACACAUAAUAUUUAGAGACGAGCAGUUGGCUUUUAUCGAAGAGCGGGCGACCCGGCUUGAGGCACGAGACCACGUGAUGAAGGUAUUAAAUAAACAUGCGGAGAUUUCUGUUGGGGAAGAACAAGAAGAGGAAGAAGAAGAAGAAGAAGAAGAAGAAGAAGAAGAAGAAGAAGAAGAAGAAGAAGAAGAAGGAGUUGAUGAAGAACGGGAGUGGAAGGAAGAGGAUUUCUUUUGGGAUAACGAACUCGCUCUCGCCUCCUUCGCGAGUCAUACGAAUGAUUGCUCAAACGGCGGUCGUGAUCAAAUUCAGUGGCGGUCACAAUCGAGCGAUUUCGCGAACGAAGGAAUGACCAAUAAUAUGAAGAGAAUGGUGAGGUCGAGCCAAGAUCGAGAAGAGGAUAAGAAGAGCCAUUUGUUGCGAGGACAAGAGCGAGCUUCUGUCGAGACUAUUCGUAAAGUCGAUGAUUGUAAAACAGACGAAUGUUUGGCUUUGAAUUCUAUUCGUUCGAAGAUUUGUCAGUUUCAUUCGAAAGCGCAAUCAACGAGACACGAAAAUUCAAGAAUUCGGAAAACAGGAACUAAAAUUGAACCGAUUUCAUUUAGGAAGGAAUUCGUUAGUAACACUUUUGAUGUGACAAAAAACGCAAUCUUUGAAGAUUUGACAGAAGAGAGUGAACAAAAAAGUCGCAGAAAAGAUACUGUUAAUUCGAUAUACAGUACCGAGAAAAUGUCUGCUUUGCUGCUCGCGCGGCACUCGCGCAGGCAGAAUCUCAUAUCAAUGCCAAGGAGGGAAGUUAUGAUUCCCACAAUUGCGGAAAUUAAGAUUCAGAAUCGACAACCACAUGAACUGGGCGCUUCCGUUGGAGAGGGCAUUCGAAAGUUUUUUUCCGAUAAAAAUGGCCAACCGCCGGCUUCAAUAAUGAUCACCGCCGAACCGGGUUGCACGAAAUUGAACGUAGAAACGUUCAUUGCGCCAAAUACGCACUUAAGAGAAAGGCGAUCUUAUGGAAAUGAGCAGGCUACUUCUUCACGAAAAUUAGGGAAAUAUGCUUUUGAAUCUGGAGAUGCGGCGUUGGGUGACGUUGAUGUCGAUAUUAAAUUUGAUCAAAUGAGAACAAAGAGAGUCAAUGGAAUCUGGAUGGAAGAACCGGAUAUUCAAAGCGAAACGGGAGGUGAAUUUUUUGAAUUGAAUUUGAGCAAGCACGCGAUAUGCACUGAUCCGCAGUAUUCGCAAAGUGGUAAAGGUGAAUUCACCAUGUCAAAUGUGCCAAAAAAGGCCGAAGUUAUCGUACGUGUGAAUGGUCAGGUAUUGCGCGAAGCUAAAAUUACAUGUUUUGGUGAGCACAGAAGCUCAAAUUCAAGUUUUCUGCAUAUAAGCAUUCCGCUCGAUUAUGCUGAAGGUUCUUUAAGUAUAAGCGUCUCAUGGGAUGCUUCGCAUCGUACAAGGAUGGGGUUAGUAUCUGAUCCAGUCCUCGUCAUGUUAUCUCCAAACGCUGAUCUCGUUCAUGAGCUUCAAUCAGCUUUGACCGAGGUGAACAGUUUGUCCAAGAAUGUCUGUAACACUUUGAAGCGAUAUUUGAAAACGUGUUUCAUUAAAGAUCGUGACUUCCAUUCUUACAGAAAUCGAAAUUUUUGUACACUUCAGAAAGAUAUGACACUAUGGGCAUUGAAGAACGGCUUUAAGAACGUUUCGAAGAGAUUGCUAGAACCGCAAGUGUUCGCUUUGAAAGAUGAAUCAUCGUUGUUGACCAUAGACGAGGAUUACAAAACGUACGUGUAUGCAGCUACAUUAUCGGAGUCUAUCGAAACAGUACGCGAAGUCAUUUCUUUGGGAGGAGAUGAGAGUUUAUUCGGCACCGUUACUAGUGUUGGGAAUUUAACAACGAAAGAUACCGCUUUACACGUCGCAGCAAUGCAAGGGAACGCAGAGUUGAUAUUGGACCUUCUAUCAGUCGUUGAUUCUAUCGAUUUAUGGUAUACUUUGAGAAAUGAUAACGACUUUACGCCAAAAGAAUUGGCACAUUUGGCUGCGCAGAGUUCUACAUGUACCUCCCAAGUGCUAUUACGAGUUCUUGACGCUCCGCUUCGAAUCGCAGCAAAUGCCGUUCACUUUUCUUAUCUGGAGUUUAGAUCUGAAAUAUCGCAUGAUAGGAACAGUGAGGAUGAUGAAACGGAAAUGCAAAAUGAAACGGAAAUGCGAAAUGAAUUUGCAUCAAUAGAUCAUAUCGAACAGGUCGAAAUUCUCCGCGAAGAAGUUUACCCGCGCACUUUUGAACUUAUCCUUGAAAGUUUCGAUGCAACCGAGCAAGAAAAUGACGAACAACUAAAAAAGAAGCAGCUUCAAUAUCUGGAAAUUGCAAGUAAGAUACUCGCAGACGAAGAGAACUUCUUGAGGCUUUUCUCGAUAGUGCAAGCCAAAGAAAGGAGCGAAAAACUCGACGGUUCUUGCAGCACGAAAAAGGAAAAGAAAUCUACUCAGUCCACAACCUCCGCAUCAGAAUUUAGUGCGAACGCGUUUUUUGAACAGGUUCAGUGUGGCGCAAAGUUAGGUCGUUUUAAGGCUGGAUGUAAGUUGCGAAGAUUUAUAAACGACUAUGUUGAAGGCAAGGCGAUUUAUGCCUUUAGCGAUCCAGUGGUUGAAAAAUCAUUUCUUCUCGAAUCUUCGUUCAACGAGCAAAAAUUCGACGUUUGGAGAAUCAUGUUAAUCUUUUCCAUUUUCGUCGGAAGACAUUUAAUCGUGCUCGCUGAAAGCUCCGAAUUUAAAGCCCUGUCCUGGUUCGUUUUAGGCGCUGCUUUUACAUUACAAGCGAUUAUAAUUUAUGCUUUGGUGGUUUAUUCGAAAUUUUACGUGAGAUACAGAGAAUAUAUUAUAAUUCUGUUACAGUUCCUGUUUUCGCUGCUAGUGAAUAUUUCCGAAACUAAAACCGACAGAGCUUUGAGCUCAGUUUUACUCCAUUUCACGGUUUUAACUAUAUGUUCGAGUAGGAUAGAACGGCAUUUGGUAACUCUGUUCUUGGCCAGCCGCCUUCUUUUUCGCGGAGUUCAGUUUAGCGCACUCGCACAUACACAUACGUCGAGCGUUCUCGACGUAUGCUUGAACGGCUUCAUCGAUUUUCGGAACAGAAUAGGACACGAUAAUUUUAUCACGAGUCUAUUGGUGCUUUUAAAUUUCACAAUUUAUCUCCCAUUGGAAUUGAGAUCGCGUCGCCAAUUUGCUGCAAAAUACGGCAUCUUUUGGAUGAAGAGAGAGUGGCAAGACGAUUCCGUUGAAAGCGGAGAUCAAAUAUACCUGAAGCAAAUUCAGGAAGAAAUCGAUUCCCGAGGAAAUGGAAACUGUUUUUCACACUUGUUUAAAUAUGUUUCUAAUCAAACGAAAAAGUUUCAAGCGAAAGCAUGCUUUGCUUUUCCGGAUCCAAAACAUGAACGCGAAUUCAUCCUCGAUUCGGCAAUUAUGCAUCGACCAUAUGACUGCGGAUUAUAUGUCAUUCUCUCAUAUUACGUUGUUGCCAUGUUUUUGAAGCUAUUCAACGAAGAGCAAGGUGGUUUCAAGGGGAUUCAAGUUGCUCUUUUUACAUCGUGUAUUUACAACAAGGAAACGAUGGAUGAUAUAAACAUCGCGGAUGAUCCUUAUUUGAGUUCAACUACGGUCACGCCGAUGUUUCUCUUAAAAACUUUCAGUUUGUUCGUACCAGCGAUUUGCCUUAGCAUUGGCAUCUUCUUUCCUCGAUUUUAUUGUUUACAUAGAGGACUUUUAGUCAUGGCUAUGCGAAACAUAUGUCCUUGGUCUGCGUACGUUAAAUCGGAUUAUCCACAAAUACUCAACUUGGUCAUAUAUCGAUCAAGCGCGUGCAUAUUGAACGUCAGAUUGGAACGACAUAUUCUAAGUUUGUUCUUGAAUCACGUCGUGCAACCGUAUUUCAUAUCCAGAUAUAUGGUCGAAACCGUAAUCUCGAGUGGUCAAUCUUGCAAAGGAAACAACAUCAUCUUACAGUCGUCCAUUUUCAGUACGGAGUAUCCUCUCGCUGCAAGUCUUCCUUUGGGAUUAUUAUUCGGUUUCGCGCAAGUUUUGAUCCCUUAUCAUCUCGAGCAAAGCCGACGGAGAUUGUUCGCGUUGAAGAAACGAGAGCAAAAGGAGGCAGCGAAAAAAGUCAUUUAG